Mobula hypostoma (lesser devil ray) is the source of this 7014-nucleotide messenger RNA. RefSeq names its product IgGFc-binding protein. The record is from RefSeq and is a predicted model, not a curated record. NCBI's taxonomy places the organism in Eukaryota, Metazoa, Chordata, Chondrichthyes, Myliobatiformes, Myliobatidae. The transcript is spliced from 18 exons. Bases 263 to 6910 code for a protein of 2215 amino acids.
GUGGUGAGCGCUGGAGCAGGGGUGGGUGAGGAACAGGGGGAUUACCCGAUCCGACCCUUUCCCCUGCACCUGAUUUUGAGAACGGGAGCCGCGGUGAAGCCUAAUUCCAGCCGGUUCGCUGAGCAAAGUUCUCGGGAGAACGGGUCGGAAGGCGGACGGAUUUCUAUCUUGAGAGGAAUUUAUUAGAGUUGGAAUUGUCUUCCCUACCCCAUCAUCGGAACGGAAAGGAGGUGGGGAGGAUUUGACCCCCCCCCCACAAGCAAUGGCUGCCGGGAUUCCCAGCUGCGUGGUCAUCGUUUCCCUGCUGGGAGCCGCCAGCGCGAUAUACGCCGGCCGCGAGUUCGUGGCCACCUUCCUGGAGAACCUGAGCGCGAACUAUAAGUCGGCCGAUCUGGAACUGCUCAUCACCGCCCGAAAGCCCUUCACCUCGGUCACCGUCGAGGCGCCGAACUUCCACCGGAAGCUAAUGUUGCCCACCGCCUUCCGCACAGUCUCGGUGGCGAUACCGGGCAUCGAGCUAAAGGGCACGAUGCGUAGCAAUCACACGGCCCGGAUCAGCGCCAGCCACCCCGUCACCGUCGCCAGCUUCAGCAAGAAGAACUUCACGACGGACGGCUCCGUCCUCUACCCGGUGCGCAGCCUCGACACCGUUUACCUGAUCUUCACUCCGCCUACGCCAUCGCAGGAAUUCCGCAAGGAGUUCGCCGUCAGCAACGCCGGAGAGGCGGACAAUACGGUGGUUCUGACUCUAACCAAGGCCCUGACCUUCGAGGGACAACGUUACCAGAGAGGGGAACCCAUCCGGUUGACACUUGGUCCUUACGAGACAGUCCAAUUCCAGCACGAGGAAGACCUGACCGGUUCCCGGGUGCAGUCUGAUCUCCCGGUGGCGGUCGUGGCCGGCCACUCCUGCAGCAAGGGGCGUUCCAAGUGCAACCACGUGUACGAGCAGUUGCCGCCGGUCAGCAAGUGGGGCGACACCUUCGUGAUAGCUCCUAGCGCCGUGCAGAAGACAAGCGACCUGGUCUACGUCCUGACGUCCCAGGACACCGAGCUGACGCAGGGUCUCUAUGGGCAGAAGGUCAAGGUGCCUGCCUUCCACACCAGAUCGUUCACCGUGUCCAAGAACCUGCCCCUCGCCCUGCGCAGCUCCCACCCCGUCCUAGUCCUCUUCUACUCGCCCGGUACGAGGCCGAACUGGAGGCUUCGCAGUGAAGGUUACGACCCCUACCUGAUGACAGUGAUGCCUAACCGAGACUUCGCCACGUCCUAUGUGGUGCAGGGUCUGGACGGAUUUGAAAACCACGUUAGUCUGGUGGCUCGCGCUUCUGAGACAAGUAAGUUGCUGCUGGACGGGCAACCUCUACACCCCCCGCAAGGGUGGGCCGCAGUGAAGGACUCCGAGUACUUCUGGGCAGACUUGGUGACCAGCAACAGCAAUAAGGCGCACCUGGUGACAGCAGAUAGCGGAACCCGCUUCGGGGUCUACCAGUACGGGGUGUCCGCAAUGGAUGCCUACGGCUACCAAGGGGUUCCCAUCGGAGGCGACGACAUUUGUGCAGCUGACCCCUGCUCCGAGGUGCGAUGCCCGGUGAAUGAGCGCUGCAGGGUUUGGAAUAAGAAGGGUGUGUGCGUUGCCGCCCCCACAGGCUCCUGCCGGGUUAGUGCCGACUCCCACUAUAACACCUUCGAUGAUACGAAGUUCAGCUUCCAGGGCACCUGCACAUACACCAUCGCCAAAACCUGCAGUGAAGACCACUCGCUUCCCCAGUUUGCCAUCCGGGCCAAAAAUGACAACCGCGGAGACGCCCAGGGCUCCUCUGACAUGUUAGUCACCGUCCAAGUUUACGGCACAGAGGUCGUUCUGGGAAAGUUGGAGCAUGGUCACAUCCUGGUCAAUGGGACGAAGGCUAAACUUCCUGUCACCCUCCACGGGGGCAGCGUUUCUGUGUCUAAGAGAAACAACGACAUUAUCCUGGAGACAGAUGUCACCCUGCAUCUGUACUAUGACAAGAACCAACUCCUAAUUUCGAUCGGCAGUAUCUACUCUGGGAACCUGUGUGGCCUCUGUGGCAACUACAACGGUGAUUCAGAUGAUGACUUCCGGACGCCGGCGGGAGAAGUGCCGUCCGACGCCAAGGAAUUUGGCGCGAGCUGGGAAGUGCCUGACGGGGACCCCGACUGCCAGGACAGCUGCAGUGAUCAGAAGCUGAAGAAGUACCGGGACUCUCAUUUCUGUGGGCUGAUGGCCGUCUCCACUGGCCCCUUCCAAAGAUGCCAGGCCAGCGUUAACCCUGCGCAGUAUGUCAAAGAUUGUGUCUAUAACGUCUGCCGGUCUGAGGACCGUGCCUUGUUCUGCCGGGCGCUGAAAGUUUACGCCGAUGCCUGCCAGGCGGAGGGUGUCAGCCUUGACGAUUGGAGGAAAGUUGCCAAAUGCCCUCUGACGUGCCCACCCCACAGUCACUAUGAGCUGUGUGUUGAUACCUGCCACUCCACGUGUGCCAGCCUCACCGAGCAGAGGGAGUGCCCAUCCUCCUGCUCCGAGGGUUGUGAGUGCGACCCAGGCUUCCUCUUGAAAGGUGACCGCUGUGUGCCCAGUAAGGAGUGCGACUGCAGCAGCAACGGACACGACUACAAGCUGGGGGAGACGGUGGUCCAGGACAACUGUACCCAGCGAUGUUCCUGCAGCCACUUUGGGCUCACGUGCGAGGCGAUGUCGUGUGCGACAGAAGAACACUGCGUGGAAAAGAACGGGGUAUUGGGUUGCUACAAGGAUUCUUGCAAAGAGGCCCGUUGCCGGGAAAAGGAGGACUGCGAGGAGGUGGAUGGCAAAGCCCAGUGCAUGGCCCAGUUCACCAGCCAUUGCUGGGUGUGGGGUGACCCCCACUACCAUACUUUUGAUGGCUUCAAUUUCGACUUCCAUGGGACCUGUACCUACGUGGUGGCAAAGACAUGUGGAUCAGUCGCCAGUCUGCCGCCCUUCAGGGUGACAGCCAAGAAUGAUUUGCGGGACAAAACCGCUGUGUCCUUCAUCAAGCUGGUUCAUGUGGAUGUUUAUGACUACAGAAUCUCCAUCCACAAGUCAGAGAAAGGACUCGUCAGGGUGAACGGCAUCCAGACCCAGCUGCCCGUGACUCUGGAGGAUGGGAAACUGGAGCUGUACCAACAUGGGGUCUUUGCUGUGGUGGCCACUGACUUCGGCCUGCAGGUAGCAUAUAAGUGGAAUUGGUACCUGACAGUCACCCUGUCCAGCAGUUACUUCCAGAGUGUCUGUGGUCUCUGUGGCAACUUCAAUGGGGAUCCGGACGAUGACAAGCUCUUCCCCAACACAACGCUGGCCCCAUCUGUGCUGGAGUGGGCGCAGAGCUGGAAAGUAGAGGACCGCAACCCGUUCUGCUGGGAUCAUUGCAGGGGUAGCUGCCUCACCUGCUCGGACACCGACAAGGCCCACUACGCUGGCCCGGAUUUCUGCGGGAUGCUGGAGGACGUCUUUGGGAAGUGCCACCCGGAGGUGGAUCACAGGCCCUUUGUAGACAGUUGCAUCCAUGACGUCUGCCUGUACAAGGGGAAAAGAAGGCUGCUGUGCCAGGCAUUGGAGGCAUAUGCCACCAAAUGCCAGCAGAAAGGAAUCACGGUGACAAAAUGGCGGAAAAGAACUUCCUGUCCACUGGAGUGCCCACCACACAGCCACUACGAGGAGUGUGGCCGAGCCUGCCCGCCGAGCUGCAAGGACCCAGAGGGGACAUCCCCCUGCCUGCUGCCCUGCAUUGAGACCUGCACCUGUGACGAGGGGAGAGUGCUGGUGGAGGGGGCGUGCCAGCCUGUGGAGGAAGCUUGCGGCUGUGUGCACGGCGGCCUGCGCUACAGGCCCGGUCAGGUCUUCUGGCCCGAGGCGGGCUGUGGCAAACGCUGUGAGUGCCCGCUGAGGCUGCAAGAGGCAAACUGCACAGACUGGCAGGGCUGUGGGCCUGGAGAGACCUGCGGCAGACAGGGCUGCCUCCCUGCUGGCCGUGCCACCUGCUCGGCCCGUGGGGACCCCCACUACCACACCUUUGACGGUGCCCGGUUUGACUUCAUGGGCACCUGCGACUACCAGCUGUCAGGGCUGUGUGAGGAUAGAGAGGGGCGGACCAAGAGGGAGGGGCUGGUACCCUUCCAGGUGCAAGUCCGUAACCAGCAACGGGGCAACCCAGCCGUCUCCUACACCCACGAGGCCACCCUGCGGCUCAAAGGCAUCUCGCUGACCCUCAGCGCCGACUUCCCCUGGAGGGUGCUGGUGGACGGCGAACAGCAUUGGCUCCCGGCCCAGGUGAACGAGGUUGGGGUGUGGGUGCAGCGGAGAGGCCGUGCAGCGGAGCUGCAGACGGACUUCGGCCUGAUACUGACCUUUAACUGGGACAGCUGGCUGACGCUCAGCCUGCCCAGCACCUACAGCGGCGCCGUAUGCGGUCUGUGCGGCAACUACGACGGCCAGGCGGAAGGGGAUCUGAUUCUGCCAGACGGCAGGAAGACGAAUGAUGUCGAGGCCUUCGGCAAUGCCUGGAAGGUGAAUCGCACGCUGGACUGCGUCUCGGGCUGCACGGGGAGCUGCCCGCGCUGCAGCCGUGCCGCACAGCAGGCUUACGCAGUCCCAGAGCUCUGCGGCCGUCUCGUCAGCAAGGGGGGGCCGUUCCGUGACUGCCACGCCAAGGUGGAUCCCGAGCCCUACUACGAGGACUGCCUGUUUGACUUGUGCCAGUACGGCGGCCGCCAGGACAUCCUGUGCCAGGUGCUGGGGAUCUACACCGCUGCCUGCCAGAUGGAAGGGGCCAAGGUCCACCCCUGGAGGAGCCACGGCUUCUGUGAGCUCUCCUGCCCUGCAAACUCCAACUAUGACCUGUGCGGUCCCCCCUGCCCGCUGUCUUGCGCCAGCCUGUGGGGCUGGGACACGGACAUUGGCGGCGAUGAAGACAAGGCUGUGUGCGGGGGUCACUGCCUGGAGGGCUGCCAGUGUGAGGAGGGGUACCUGCAGGACACAGGGGGUAAGUGCGUGCAAGAGUCCGAAUGCGGCUGUUUCCACAGUGGUUCCUACCUGCACAAGAAUGAGGUGUUCUACGAGGGGCCGCACUGCCGAUUUGUACACAAGUGCCUAGGUGGGAACCGGAUGGACUACAUGCCUGAGUUCUGCGAGACUGGUGAGCAGUGCCAACUUCGCUGGGGCAGGUGGGGUUGUUUCCCGGAGACAUUUUCCCGCUGCUUCGCCUCGGGUGACUCACACUACCUGGCGUUGGACGGCAGACGCUUUGACUUCCAGGGCUCCUGCACCUACCUGCUGAGCGGAGUGAAGGGUGAGAAGCGCGGCAGUGAUUACUUCAGUGUCGAGGUGGAGAACAGGCCUUGGGGCAACCGCAGUGGGGUCUCCAUCACCCGCCAGGUCAUGGUUUUUGUCGCCGGACACCAUUUCGUCUUGGAGUCCAGAGACCGUGGGAAAGUAAAGGUGGAUGAAGAGUGGUUCCACUUGCCAUUGCAGCUGUCCAGUGCAGGGAAGAAGGAAGAGGUGUGGGUGGAGCUCGAGGGUCACAGGACGGUGCUUCGAGCCUCCCACGGCCUGGAAGUCUCCUACGAUGGGCUGUACCAAGUUGAGAUUUGGGUGCCUAGCACCUACUGGCGUCGGUUGGGCGGUCUGUGCGGAGACUACAAAGGCAGUGUGACGCAGUUUGGAGAGGAGUGGCCGGAUAAAGGUGCAGCGGGGUGCACCCAUGGCUGUGGACCCUCCUGCUUCAGCUGUGCAGCCGACCAGAGGCAGCGGUUUGCUGGGAAAGCCUACUGUGGCCAGAUUGGAGACCCGGCAGGGCCCUUCUCUGCCUGCCUGUCAAAGGUGGAUCACAAGCCCUUCUUGCAGGAAUGCGUCUUCUACCUGUGCGCAGCCCAGGGACAGCAGGAUGUGCUGUGUCACGCAAUGCGUGCCUACGCUGUGGCCUGUCAGCUGAAGGGCAUCUCCAUCCAGAACUGGAGGACCAAAGACUUCUGCUCUCCGUCCUGUCCUGCCAACAGCCACUACCAGCUGUGUGCUGAUACCUGUGGGACCAGCUGUGCCCCGACCCCCUGUGACCACCGCUGUUCCGAGGGCUGCCAGUGUGACACAGGGUUUGCCCUGAGUGGUGCCGACUGUGUCCCCAUCGGAUCCUGCGGCUGUAUCUAUAAUGACAGAUACCUCAAGGUGAACGAGACCAUCCACACGGCGGACUGCACGGAGAUCUGUACCUGCAUCAGCACGGGCACUGUGAGCUGUCAGGAUGCCCAGUGCCUCCCGCCCUCUGCCUGCGAACUGCGUCACGGACAAAGGGCGUGCUACCGGAACGGAGUCUGCUCCAUCAAGGAAAACCGGACCCUGACUGGGUUCAAGGACCAGGUGGUACAAGUGGAAAUGGUGGGCACCUACAUCCUGGCCGCUGUGUCCAACACCUCGUUUGACCCUUGGUUCCAGCUGCUGGUGGACUUCAAAGCCUAUGGCAACGGCAAGGAACCAUGGCUGUUUGCUGUCUGUGCUUACUUCAAGGGUGCCUUUGUUGUGGUGACUAAUGGCGAGAGCAUCUGGGUGAAUGGAAGCCAGCUGAGGAAAGAUCAGCUACCACUGAAAGUCACCCCCCAGCUCAGCAUCCGGAUGGACAAGGGCAGCCUUGUCCUGGACCUGGCUGACGUUGUCCAGCUGCAGUUCAGAGGCUCUGGGGAGCUGCUCUUGAUGGUGGACAGGAGUUUGAGGGGGCAGCUGCAGGGCGCCUGUGGGCCGCUGCAGGAGGGGGGAGGUGAUCUCCAGCUACUGCUGCCCGAUGGGCAGCUGACAGACAGUGUCCAGAAAUACCUCAGCGGCUGGCGGGCAGCUGAGUUCUCCGGCUGUGCAACUUCAGCGAAACCUGCUCUUCUCUACUGAUGGGACGUUCUGCCUUGGACACCAGACAUCCUCACACGACACUCUUGAGUGACCCCCUUCCCGCCAUUGCCAAGUCUCUUGUAGUCCCUCCCAUGAAAUGACAG